UUUCACAUCUUCAAGCGAUCGAGGUCGCUUCUCGGCCCGUUCUAUGCGUCAGUACGUUUCUGGUGUAUCGUUGGACUCUUAGUCGUGUCUUGAUUCUGUCUAUGUCAAUUUAUUAAUCGACCUUAAUAAUGCCGUUAGAAAAUCUAGAAGAGGAAGGAUUGGAAAAAAAUCCCAAUUUAGAAUUGGCCCAAAUUAAAUUUUUAUUAAGUCUUCCAGAACAUCACGAUGAUCCGUAUUUGAAAACAAAACUGCUCGAUGCCAUUAAAGCAGAAAAUAUGGCACCAUUUUACGAAGAAGUUUGUAAAGAUCUGAGUUGGAUAGUAGACGAAGCGCUUUUGGCUAACAUGAGGGCUCGUAAUGCGGAACAAUUAAAAGAGCUGGAUGGUGCGAUUGAGGAUGCCGAAAAGAAUUUAGGAGAAAUGGAAGUACGAGAAGCUAAUCUUAAAAAAUCUGAACAUCUUUGCCGAAUUGGAGAUAAAGAAGGAGCGAUAACAGCGUUUAGAAAAACUUAUGACAAAACCGUAUCUUUGGGUCAUAGAUUAGAUAUCGUAUUUCAUAAUAUCAGAAUCGGUUUGUUUUAUUUGGAUCACGAUCAUAUAACAAGGAAUAUAGAAAAAGCUAAAAGUUUAAUCGAAGAAGGUGGCGAUUGGGAUAGACGAAAUCGCUUGAAAGUAUAUCAGGGGACUUAUUGUAUAGCAGUACGUGAUUUUAAAGAAGCAGCAAACUUUUUUUUGGACACGAUAAGUACAUUUACGAGUUACGAACUUAUGGAUUACAAUACGUUUGUAAGAUACACUGUUUAUUUAAGUAUGAUAAGUUUACCAAGGAAUGAAUUGCGCGAUAAGAUCAUUAAAGGAUCAGAAAUUUUAGAAGUAUUGCACAGCAAUUCGGACGUUAAGGAUUAUCUGUUUUCUUUAUACAAUUGUCACUAUGCUGAAUUCUUCAAAAAUCUUGCGCAAGUCGAAGGAUUAUUAAGAAGGGAUUAUUUGAUAUUUCCACAUUACAGAUAUUACGUUAGAGAAAUGCGCAUUCUUGCGUACACACAGUUGUUAGAGUCGUAUCGCUCUUUAACGUUGCAUUAUAUGGCAGAAGCAUUUGGCGUUACCGUAGAAUAUAUAGAUCAGGAAUUAUCACGAUUUAUCGCAGCUGGAAGAUUACAUUGUAAGGUUGAUCGUGUCGGCGGAGUAGUAGAAACCAAUCGUCCAGAUAGUAAAAAUUGGCAAUACCAAGCAAUGGUAAAGCAAGGAGACUUGCUCCUUAACAGAGUACAAAAAUUGUCAAGAGUUAUCAACAUAUGAAUGGGCAUUGUAUAAUAAAAUUAAAACAGAUUUAUGUAUCAUAAAUUUUUCAUAUAUUAUUUUUUUUUUGUGUCAUUUAAUAAAAUAUUCCUAAUAUCAAUGGA
Messenger RNA from Vespula vulgaris, 1402 nucleotides. RefSeq names its product 26S proteasome non-ATPase regulatory subunit 6 (gene Rpn7). Gene Ontology annotation, cellular component: proteasome regulatory particle. The transcript has 5 exons. NCBI's taxonomy places the organism in Eukaryota, Metazoa, Arthropoda, Insecta, Hymenoptera, Vespidae. The record is from RefSeq and is a predicted model, not a curated record. The coding region runs from base 129 to 1298 and encodes 389 amino acids. Gene Ontology annotation, molecular function: protein binding. Gene Ontology annotation, biological process: proteasome-mediated ubiquitin-dependent protein catabolic process.